Galleria mellonella (greater wax moth) is the source of this 1072-nucleotide messenger RNA. Its product is annotated as trypsin-7-like. The record is from RefSeq and is a predicted model, not a curated record. Bases 93 to 1037 code for a protein of 314 amino acids. The transcript has 8 exons. Gene Ontology annotation, molecular function: serine-type endopeptidase activity. Lineage: Eukaryota; Metazoa; Arthropoda; Insecta; Lepidoptera; Pyralidae. Gene Ontology annotation, biological process: proteolysis.
AAUAGCUAGAUUUUGCUUAGGAGAGCGCUGUGUGGAACUCGGUUAUUGGGCAAUCAUAAAUGAUUGUAGGUAAUGGUUAGACGGAAACGAAAAUGGUAGUGUGUAACAGAUUCUUGGUGUUUUGGAUAUCAUUACUCAAUAUCAGUAGGUUUAAAGUUAACAGCGCAUUUACGACUUCAAAGGCGGAUCUAGAAUGCGAGUUCCCACCCAAAACGGAGGACGAUUUAACACACGUGCGGAGGAAGAGAUUGACCACGGAAACUGGACUUGUGUGCUUGGAGGACUAUCCGUACACUGUCUCCAUCAGAUUACACGGGAAGCACUGGUGCGGUGGAGCUCUGGUCGGCAAACAGUGGGUGCUCACAGCUGCACAAUGUUUUGACUACGUCACAAAAGAAGAAGUGUCAGUACGUAUGGGCUCUGUAUUUAGAGACUUCGGUGGUCAAAUACUGUCGGUGACGGAUAUCAAGAGGCACCCGGAAUAUAGAAUGGACCAGUACUACCCGGAACACAAUCUGGCUAUAAUUCAGUUAAAUUUAGCAAUAACCCCGAAUAGUCGGAUGCAGCCGGUAGCGCUGGCACUUGCCGACGCAGACCUUCCAGCCAUGUUUGGGGAGACAAUCGUCACAGGAUAUGGAUCCGUGAUAUCCGGACAAAUACGGGAAGGCGAAAAUCAGGAGCUGAGACGCAUGAUUGUGAGGGAAGUUCCUCGGGCCGAAUGCCGGCUGAUAUACGGCAAUGAUUAUCACUUGCAACAUGACCACAUGUGCCUGCAGAGUAUCGUUAAAGGAGUCGCUCUGUGCGCUGGUGACACGGGUGACCCAGCAGUUCAUUUUAGUGGCCUAAAUCGCGCCGGCACGUUAUAUGGAAUAGCACUUUUCUCUGGAACUGAGGAAUGCGCGUACAAAUCCAAGCCAGGAAUAUUUGCAAAGGUGUCCUAUAGUAGAUUAUGGAUAAAUAAGAUUCUGGAAGAAGUAAUAGAGCGCACUGAAAGUGCUGACAGCGGAGAAAACGACAUAUCCCAUGAUGUAGAUUAAACUAUUGUUUGAAUUAAGUACACAAAUAACUAAUA